UGCAGCACUCCACGGUGUAGAGGUACUUUAACCACAACUACAGCAGCACUCUGACAACCAUGUAAACGCGGCGCCCCUACUGGUCUCCGGCUGGCAAGGCUGGGUCAGUUGGAUUCUGAGCUCAGAACCAGUGUCAGGGAGCUACUAUCCCUGUUGAAACUGUGGUCGAGCAGAGAAGAAAAAAUGUAACCCUUCCCCUUCUAGCCCAAUCUAAACGAGCAAGGACAGUACAAAGCCAGGAGAGGAAGCAAGUGGUCCACUCACCUUCCAGAUAGAUGCCAGCUGGUGCCUUUGAAAUUCAAUGCCGGCUGGGGAUCCUUCAGCGUGGGAUCACGCCGUGUAAAUGCCCUAAAUGCAUACAGUAGAAGGGACGCCUGGAACUGCUAAUGUGAUGCAUCUACACAAGAGGAAUGUAACUGCUUUAAGAUGGGUAAUAAACAGACGAUAUUUACUGAUGAACAACUAGACGCCUAUCAGGACUGCACCUUUUUUACUCGCAAAGAAAUCCUCCGGCUGCACGGCAGAUACCAUGAGAUGGCUCCUCACAUAGUGCCAAUGGACUACACCAACGCGCCAGACGUCACAAUACCAAUACAACUCAUUGUAAACAUGCCAGAGCUCAAGGAGAAUCCAUUCAAAGAGCAAAUAGUGAAGACCUUUUCUGAAGAUGGCGAGGGGAACCUGAGCUUCAAUGACUUUGUGGACAUGUUCUCCGUGCUGAGCGAGAUGGCUCCGCGUGAGCUGAAGGCCAUUUACGCCUUUAAAAUCUACGACUUCAACACGGACAACUACAUCUGCAAGUCGGACCUGGAGAAGACGCUGAACAAGCUGACGCGGGAGGAGCUGGCGGCAGAGGAGGUGACGUUGGUGUGUGAGAAGGUGAUCGAGGAGGCCGACCUGGAUGGUGACGGCAAACUCAACUACGCAGACUUUGAGAACAUGAUCGGCAGAGCACCCGACUUCCUCAGCACAUUUCACAUUCGGAUCUGAAGGGCAGAGACGGGACUGGUGUACAAGAAGGCAGGUGCACUUCAAGGUCAGGGCCGAUCCCCUCUGUUCUCUCAACCCUCUGGAACUGUGUACUGGUGGCAGAGCUGGCUGGAACUGCAGGGAAAGAGCAGCCUGCCUCUCUCUCUCUCUCUCUAUCCUCCUCCUCAUCAUGUCCGUCUGAGGACAGGCUGGAUCGCUGCUCCCUCUGCUUGGAAACCCGAAGAGCAGGUGACUGACCGAUCUUCACGACAGCAGCAGUGUUCCUGAACAACUCUCUUGAAUUUUCCACUGAAGAGGCAGUGCCAGUGAACGGUUCUCUCUCCAGGAAGCACAGGCAGAUUCUAGGGCUAAAUCCUCUGUCAGUAUUUUAUAUCACAACACACAGUGGCGCUUUGUCCUUUACUGGGGUUUCAAGGAAACCUUUCUAUAUCCCCACUGUUUUGUAAUCGCUUGCUGCAGAUGUUUAAGGUAUUAAUUUUAAUUCAGAGUUGUUUGUUGUAAGUUGCCGGUUUUGGUGAUUCUUCAUUGCAGCAGCUUCCUCAUGGACUGUGCGACCAGUGUGUGACCCCAGCCCCCCAACGCAUCUCCCUUCGACACCCGAGUAGGAAGGAACUGCAGAUUUAACUGCUGGUUUAAACUGAAGAUGGAAUCAAAAAC
Molecule: messenger RNA, 1647 nt
Organism: Amblyraja radiata (thorny skate)
Lineage: Eukaryota; Metazoa; Chordata; Chondrichthyes; Rajiformes; Rajidae
Gene: cib2
Product: calcium and integrin binding family member 2
Exons: 6
Coding region: 427-990 (187 amino acids)
Biological process (GO): calcium ion homeostasis
Cellular component (GO): stereocilium; cell periphery; cytoplasm
Molecular function (GO): magnesium ion binding; calcium ion binding
Source: RefSeq, a predicted model, not a curated record